AUGCUCGAAGUGCCCGUGUGGAUCCCGAUCCUCGCGUUCGCCGUCGGCCUCGGCCUCGGCCUGCUCAUCCCGCACCUCCAGAAGCCGUUCCAGCGCUUCUCGACCGUCAACGACAUCCCGAAAGAGUUCUUUGAGCACGAGCGCACACUCCGCGGCAAGGUCGUCUCGGUCACGGACGGCGACACGAUCCGCGUCCGACACGUGCCGUGGCUUGCCAAUGGCGACGGUGACUUUAAGGGCAAGCUCACCGAGACCACGUUGCAGUUGCGCGUCGCUGGCGUUGAUUGCCCCGAGACAGCCAAGUUUGGACGCACCGGGCAGCCGUUUGGCGAAGAGGCAAAAGCAUGGCUUAAAGGCGAGCUGCAAGACCAAGUCGUGAGCUUCAAGCUCCUCAUGAAGGACCAGUACAGCCGCGCAGUUUGUUUGGUCUACUAUGGGUCGUGGGCGGCGCCAAUGAAUGUCUCGGAGGAGCUCCUGCGCCACGGCUACGCCAACAUCUACCGCCAGAGCGGCGCUGUCUACGGCGGCCUCCUCGAGACCUUUGAGGCGCUCGAAGCAGAGGCCCGCGAGAAGCGCGUCAAUAUCUGGAGCCUCGACAAGCGCGAGACGCCUGCGCAGUACAAGGCCCGCAAGUAG
Molecule: messenger RNA, 636 nt
Organism: Saprolegnia parasitica CBS 223.65
Lineage: Eukaryota; Oomycota; Saprolegniomycetes; Saprolegniales; Saprolegniaceae
Exons: 4
Coding region: 1-636 (211 amino acids)
Cellular component (GO): cytoplasm
Source: RefSeq, a predicted model, not a curated record